Molecule: messenger RNA, 3281 nt
Organism: Daldinia caldariorum
Lineage: Eukaryota; Fungi; Ascomycota; Sordariomycetes; Xylariales; Hypoxylaceae
Product: glycoside hydrolase family 36 protein
Exons: 3
Coding region: 559-2805 (748 amino acids)
Biological process (GO): carbohydrate catabolic process
Molecular function (GO): alpha-galactosidase activity
Source: RefSeq, a predicted model, not a curated record
GGAAAGUGUAGAGGGCGAUGUGCAAGUUCAUGAAGCUAUCCAUUUCUUUCCCCGCAUAUCUCCUCAUCGGACUGCCCGGGGCGAUUCCACAGCCAAGAUAAAAUAGCGUAAAAUAGCGCUAUGCGGAGUAGCUUGGGAGAACCAAUUCGGAGUAAAUACCAACGAUCACCGAGCCUCCACAUCCGUGGCAUCGUUCACGAUACUCUUUCAAGAUUUAAAGUGGGCGUCAAGUAUACUAGUAUGAUGACUAUCUAGCUGCACCUACGAGAGUCCAUGGCACUAUACCCGUUCUGAAGGCUUCAUUUGUCAAUUCAAUAACACAUUGUUACCUAUUUACGUCAGGUGUAUUGGACGCCGAGCUGAAGCGGCCCGACAAGGAUGAAAAUCUUUGGCUGCAGGUGACGUAUCUACCGGCACCGAAGCUCGAAAUUAGGAUGGAUUAUUCCUUCUGAAGGAUCUAAGAGAUAAAUAAUAAAUACCUUCAUGUGCGUAGCAGAGCGGGAUUUUUAACCCGAUACGUUUAAUCCCCCUAAUUUCUUCUGUAAGGAGCUACGCAGAAUGAGAAUUCAAACCCUGUUGGCCACGAACGUGGUAGGGUCGCUGUUCCCAUUUCUUGCGUUAUGUCAAGGCAGCGCGAGUUGGAUUUCUGUGGGCGACGACGGUCGUUCAUUUUCCCUGUCGUCCUCCAAUAUCUCGUAUCAAUUCCAUGUUGAUCCUUUAACCCUCGAUUUGAUACACGAUCAUUGGGGGGCCUAUGCAGCCGAGACGGUCCCUGACUUCACCGGUGUAGUAUCCGGAUGGGGCUCUCAAUAUACAUACCGCCGCCGCGAGUUUCCCGAUCUUGGCCGGGGCGACUUCCGUGUUCCGGCCAUCCAUAUUCAACACUCCGACGGGAACACCGUAUCGGCAUUCUCGUACACGGGAUAUGAAAUUAGCCCGGGAAAACCGUCUCUCCCCGGCUUACCGGCUACCUAUGGCAACGAAGGCGACGUAUCAACGCUCAUUGUACACCUAUACGACAACUAUUCCGAUAUUUCUGCGGACCUGUACUAUUCCAUCUUUCCUAGGUAUAAUGCUGUUGCUCGAAGCUUCAGGAUUACGAAUAAUGGAACCCGAGAUGUGACAGUACUUCGGGCUAGUAGCUGGAGCAUAGAUAUGCCGAACGAGGAUUUAGAAAUGAUUGAUCUCUAUGGAGAUUGGGCGGCAGAGGCUCGCAUUAAUAGGCGGCCAGUUGCAUACGGGGAGCAAGGCUUCCGCUCAUCCGCAGGCUAUUCGUCCCACUUCCAUAAUCCCUUCAUUGCUUUGGCUUCCCCAAGUACCACAGAGUCUCUCGGACCAGCCACGGGCUAUUCGUUGGUGUAUACAGGCUCAUUUUCUGCCGACGUCGAACGUUGGUCGACAGGGUGGGUUAGAGUACUACUUGGCCUAAACCCUCUACACCUCUCGUGGCCUUUAGCACCAGGAGAAGUAUUUACUUCCCCAGAGGUGGUAUCUGUAUAUUCAGAGAAAGGCUUGGGAGGUAUGUCCCGAUCUUUUCAUUCACUUUUUAGGAACCAUUUGUCGCGGUCAAAUUACACAUUCGCAACUCGCCCACCAUUAUUGAACUCCUGGGAAGGGCUAGGCUUUGAUUUUAACCAGUCUUCCAUGGUCAAAUUGGCCGAAGAUGCUGCAGGACUUGGGUGUAGCCUGUUUGUCAACGACGAUGGGUGGUUCGGUACCGAUUAUCCCCGAAACAAUGAUUCUCUCGGCUUAGGUGACUGGACUCCCAACCCAGCUAAAUUCCCGGAUGGUCUUGGACCCUACGUUGAGCAAGUGGAUAACAUUACUGUACGAAACACCUCCGAUCACGUAAAGUUCGGUCUAUGGGUCGAGCCAGAAAUGGUGAAUCCCGAUUCUGAUCUGUAUAGACGGCAUCCCGAAUGGUGCAUGCACGCUGGAAGUCAUAACCGUACGCUCCAAAGAAACCAACUCGUGCUGAAUCUUGGCCUUGAAGAAGUUCAGGACUACAUCAUUACCACCAUCGAAAAGAUACUCGACUCCGCUUCCAUUGAAUAUAUCAAGUGGGAUAACAAUCGUGGUAUUCAUGAGAUGUCGUCUCCUUCAGCGAACCACGCUUAUAUGCUGGGGUUAUAUCGGGUUAUUGACAAUCUCACGACCGCACACCCGGAGAUCUUGUGGGAGGGAUGCGCAUCAGGGGGAGGCAGAUUCGACGCAGGCCUACUUCACUACUGGCCACAGAGCUGGACUAGCGAUGAUACGGAUGGUCUAGAACGGCUCCAUAUCCAGUUUGGUACAUCUUAUCCCUAUCCGCCCUCGGCGAUGGGUUGCCACGUCAGCGCCGUCCCAAAUUACCAAACCGGCCGUACCACUCCUCUAGCUUUCCGAGCAGCUGUGGCCUCGAUGUGCGGGUCAUUCGGUUUCGAAUUAGAUCCUUCCGAGCUCACCCAGGAAGAGCGGGAUGCGAUUCCCGUAUUGAUAUCUACGCAGCAGAAGAUUAACCCCAUUGUGAUUAAUGGUGACUUUUACCGCUUGGCACUGCCAGACCAGUCGAAUUGGCCCGCAGCUAUGUUCGUCUCUCCUGGGCACGACUCCGCUGUCCUAUUUGCUUUCCAGAUCCGCUCUGCCCUGAAGCCGGUACCACCGCCGUUAAAACUGCAAGGUCUAGACCCGAAUGCAAAAUAUAAAGUGAGCAAUGGAACCUGGGAGCAGAAUUGGUCAGGUUCGACAUUGAUGAAUACCGGUCUUAGUUUGAGGUGGCCCAACUCCGACUACGAAAGCAUUAUCUUGACAUUUGAUAGACUUUAGGUAAUUCGGAACGCAUUUAUCUAUGGUAGAGAAAGACCUUUACUGUGCUUGUUGCUGGAGCGCUUAUUAUAUAGCUUGAAUGAGUGUAUUAACUCGAGAAGCACUAAUAUAAUAGACGAGGUAACAUCUUUGUGUCGCACCAUUUGGUUCUUAGUGACUGCUAAAGGACUAUGGGGGAAUCAUACCACUGAGUCUUCUUGAUCCUAGAGUGUCUUCCAAUCAAAUACCCUCUCCCACGCAGCCGCUACUUUCAGACAAUCGACAUCUGCAUACUUGCGACCUACUAUCUGAAUGGCUGUAGGCAGCUUUACAGUUGGAUCUUCCCGAGCAGGAACAAAACCAACAGGCAGCGACAGAGCAGGAUGUCCCGAAUCUUUUCAGCGUUAUCUGUUAGUGUUCUUUUUUCUUCUUCUUUUUUUCUAGAUAGAGAGAGAGAAGAAUCUUUUGACAUACUAUUAAAGGGGCAAGUAUUUGCU